GUGGGUGAGGAAAGGAAACAGAGUGCCACGUUUUCAGGAGGAAGAACGGAUGUUGAAGCACCGGGGAGGAAUGGUCACGGGUAGGAAGAUAUCGGUCCGCAGGUGUCUCGGUCGGCCACGUACACAUAUUUUGGGAACCCUCGCAAAUUUCAGACGUGCACUUCAUUCAGUAAGCAGUUGGGCUGACAGGUACACGUCUCUAGCAUCACAGACAGAAGACUUGUUUGGAGGUUUUAAGAUUUGAAGUUAUAUUGUAUUUUCACCAUUCAAGAUGGAAAUUAGUACUAUUCUCACUCUACUAGUUGGGUUUUUAUCUUCAUUUGUCAGGGCGGAUGAUCCAGAUGUUGUUGCCAUGGUUACCCACAAAGUCAAAUUUGACAUAAGCAUUGGUGGAGAGCCAGCGGGCACAAUUGAACUUGGUCUCUUUGGAGACGUUGUUCCCAAGACAGUUGCCAAUUUUGUGGAGUUUGCUGAUCCUUUGAGCAAGGAAAACUAUGUUAACACCAAAUUCCACAGGGUGAUCAAGAACUUCAUGAUCCAAGGUGGUGACUUUAUGAGUGAAGAUGGAUCAGGAAGCAGAAGUAUCUUUGGUAAGGAUCACUUUGAGGAUGAGAACUUCAGGUUGGACCACUAUGGAGCUGGAUGGUUGGCCAUGGCCAAUGCUGGACCCAACACCAAUGGCUGCCAAUUCUACAUCACCACGGUGAAGACAAAGUGGCUGAACGGAGCCCAUGUCGUCUACGGUAAAGUUUUGGAUGGUAUCGAUGUUCUGGCUGCCAUCGAGAACACCGAGACAGACGACAGCGACAAACCUCUGAAGGAUGUAGUGAUUACCAAAUCAUCGAGUGAAGAAGUACCAAGGUCGGAGCAGUUUGAGGUGGAGAAAGCAGGUGUAACAAUGCCAGUACUGUGAGAUGCUGGUCAGCUCUGCGGGGGGGGGGGGGGGGGUCUUCAGAUAGGGCAUACUCAGGAUAUCUCUCCACAUGGCUUAUUGAAGGGUCUUGAUUAAAUAAUGCAAAGAAAGGGGAUGUAAGUAUUUUCUAUACUGUUAAAUUUUUAACAAUGCCUUGGAAUCGUC
Molecule: messenger RNA, 1078 nt
Organism: Lytechinus variegatus (green sea urchin)
Lineage: Eukaryota; Metazoa; Echinodermata; Echinoidea; Temnopleuroida; Toxopneustidae
Product: peptidyl-prolyl cis-trans isomerase 6-like
Exons: 4
Coding region: 272-913 (213 amino acids)
Biological process (GO): protein folding; protein peptidyl-prolyl isomerization
Cellular component (GO): intracellular membrane-bounded organelle
Molecular function (GO): peptidyl-prolyl cis-trans isomerase activity
Source: RefSeq, a predicted model, not a curated record